Periconia digitata is the source of this 819-nucleotide messenger RNA. The record is from the annotation of a GenBank genome assembly. Lineage: Eukaryota; Fungi; Ascomycota; Dothideomycetes; Pleosporales; Periconiaceae.
AUGGUCUGCACAUCAGCCCUUACGGCCUUUGCGGCCUUGCUCAGCGGUGCAGCGGCAGCACCUUCUCUUGCAGCCCGGGCCGGCACGAUUGCUUCGCAAUGUACCAAUGUCCGCAUCACCAGUCAACGCUGGCUUGUCGGGGACUGCUUGACUGGUACCGGGUCGACCAGAAUCACAAGUGGGACGUACCUGCCAAACAAGAUUGGCAACGACGAUGGGAACUUGAAGUGGACGGAGAAUGGCGUUUACUAUGUAACCUGUGCUGAGUGCAAACUCGUGGAUGGCGGAUCGAGUCUCACUUGUCAAUGUCGACCAAAUUUUGGAGAGCGGAAAGAAACGACACUCAAGCUGGACGAACACAUCUCGGUUUACUCGGGGCAUCUUCUCUCCAACCUCAAAGGCGCCCCAGCGGUUCCCAAGGCCCCAUCCAGAUACCCCUUCCCAUCCAACUUCGCAUAUGGUCUAGGUGGCAAUGCUACAUGCGUGCCCGGCUCCGACCGCCCUGAUUGGUGCCAGAGCGUCGCCUACCAGUGCAGCAACCAGGAUAAAACCGACUUCUCCGAAACGGCGUCUAUUCGAUACGACUUCCCGCACGGCAGCUGCUUCCAGGCAUCGUACUGGUUCGACGACAAGUUCCAGUUCGACAAGGUCAAGAUUGCGACGGCCGAGGGGGCAUGGCAGUUGACGGGCUACACCGACUCUGCGUGCGGGCAAGAGGUGGUUCAGAUUUCGCCAGAGGAGCUUGGGAAGUGCAAGAGUACGCCGCAGCUGGCCAAGAGCUUCAAGGUAGUGCCUUUGUUCAAUGGCGAUCCCAACUGA